AUGGAUGUGAUUGGACCUAUCGAACCCCCUGUAUCAAAUGGACAUCUCUUCAUCUUGGUGGCCAUCGAUUAUUUCACUAAAUGGGUCGAAGCUUCAAUGUACAAGGCAGUAACAAAGAAGGUGGUAGCAGAUUUUGUUCGCAACAAUAUAGUUUGCCGAUUUGGGAUUCCAGAGUCAAUUAUCACAGAUAAUGCAGCCAAUCUCAACAGCGAUCUUAUGAGAGAGACUUGUGAAAAGUUUAAGAUUGCCCACCGAAAUUCCACAGCUUAUCGACCACAGAUGAAUGGAGCAGUCGUGGCAGCAAAUAAGAACAUCAAGAAGAUCUUAAGGAAGAUAACAGACAGUCACAAGCAGUGGCAUGAAAAGUUUCCAUAUGCUUUGCUCGAAUGGAUACGUAGUAGACACGAACAGUUGAUGCUCAUUGAUGAGAAAAGGAUGGACGCUGUCUGUCACGGUCAGCUUUAUCAGAACAGGAUGUCCAAGGCAUUUAACAAGAGAGUAAGGCUUAGGAAAUUCGAACCAGGGCAGUUGGUUUUAAAGCGAAUAUUUCCUCAUCAGGACGAAGCUAAAGGGAAAUUCGCACCAAAUUGGCAAGGUCCGUACGUGAUAUAUCGAGUGCUUUCAGGAGGAGCAUUAAUUUUGGCAGAAAUGGAUGGUAAAGUGAGCACGAAGCCCAUCAACUUAGACUCGAUCAAGAAGUACUACAUCUGA
This is a messenger RNA of Lycium barbarum (goji berry), 711 nucleotides long. RefSeq lists its product as uncharacterized. Gene Ontology annotation, biological process: DNA integration. Gene Ontology annotation, molecular function: nucleic acid binding. Lineage: Eukaryota; Viridiplantae; Streptophyta; Magnoliopsida; Solanales; Solanaceae. The record is from RefSeq and is a predicted model, not a curated record. The transcript is spliced from 2 exons. Bases 1 to 711 code for a protein of 236 amino acids.